CUGACAUUGAACGUGUUGUGGUCAUUUGAGUUUGUGGUCUGUUAAUUUUGUGUUGUUGUUGCAUUCAGCCUGUAAUUAAUAGCAAGUGAUGUAGUUAGCGCCCCCAGAAUCCGAUAAUCUUCCUUGAUGUUAAAAAACAUGUGCGACUCAUGAUUUUUCUAACACCACCUAAGAUUUCUUCUUCAGCCAUGAAUUUGAAGACUUGGAGGUUGGAAGCGAUUUCUGUUGUCUUAGCCGUAUGUUACCUCGGUAGCACACACACCCUAAGCCUAGCCCCCUCAAUCCAACCAGAAGCCUACUUUAACGGAACCUCGUACUUGCGCCUCCAGACCACAAUCUCUCUGAAACGACAAACAGGCCUGAGCUUUCGGACAUGUUCAGGUGGCACUCUAUUCAAACAACAACAAAACGACGACUACUUCGAGCUGUACGUAAAUUCCGAAGGCGUCCUAUUUUCCGCGAAAACCGCAGGCCAGCAAUUCGGGGCGAAAAUCCAGGGCAAUUUCCUCAACAACAAGUGGCAUGUGGUGGUCCUACACUACGAACUGGGAAAUUUGACGCUGCGGGUGGACAACGAACGAAGGUUGAUUGCGAAUUCCACCUUCCAAAGCGAAUUGUUGACAAGCCCGGGCCUGUACAACGAGGGCGCCUCGGUGCUUUUGGUGGGUAAGCAGUUCAACGGGUGCAUUCUAGAGGGGCCGUCUCUGGUUUUCGACGAGUCUGUGAUUUUAUAUAAUUAUAAUGUGAGGUUCGAGAAGUGUCCAAUCCCGGACGAUAGUUGUAUACCCAAGGAAAAUCUUCAAGGAUAUGACUCAUGUACUAAUGAACCCUGUAUGCGUCGAGGCACCUGUCAUAACAGCCAAAACGGCUACACCUGCUCGUGUCUACCGCGCUACACUGGAAAAAACUGCGAGUUUGAGAUGAGCAAUCCGUGCGAUAAGAGCCCUCCGGUUUGUAAGAAUGGCGCCUCGUGCACUUUUGACAAUUCUGGGGAGUACACGUGUCGGUGUCCUCCGAAUUUCACCGGAAAGAACUGCGAGCAGGAGGUCAUAGUUCAUCCGCAAUGUCAACACAAUCCGUGUCAAAAUGGCGGCACUUGUACCUUUAAUGGUGAUAUAGAGUGUCUGUGUUUGCCGGGGUUCUUCGGACCGAGAUGCGAGUCGAACAUCGACGAGUGUAAACCGAAUCCUUGCAAAAAUGGGGGAGUUUGUCACGAUGGCUUGAAUAAUUUCACGUGCGAUUGCAGCAGGACUGGAUAUACAGGGCGUUUGUGUGAGGUGGAUAUCAACGAGUGUUCGAAGAGUCCGUGUUUGAACCACGGUACGUGCUUCAAUGUGUAUGGAGGGUACAUGUGCCAGUGUCCGCCGGGGUACGGAGGCUCGCAUUGCCAAAAUAGCCUGAACGAGUGCAUGUCGCAGCCCUGCCUCAACCACGGCCUGUGUAUCGACAACGUCGAAGGUUUCUUGUGCCGCUGCCCCCCGGGCUUUGGCGGCGAGCGGUGCGAGGCGGAAGACCGCCAGAUUCUGUGCGAUCCGAACAAGUGCCACCCCCAGGCCGACUGUGUCGAGUCUGGCAACACGUUCGGGUGUGUCUGUAAGCCAGAAUAUCCAGGUAGCUAUCCAAAUUGUUCGGUUGACGGUAUCUGUGUGAAUAAUCCUUGCAAAAACGGUGGGACGUGCACUCCGUGGAAUGGGUACUUCAAUUGUUCAUGUUUGGCAGGGUUCACAGGUAAGCAAUGCGAAACGAAAUCCGACAAUUGCAUUUCGCAGCCUUGCCUGAAUGGCGGCGCAUGCAUCGAACAACCCAACGGAAUCACCUGCAACUGCACGGAACAGUGGAUGGGCACGUUUUGCGAUAUCCCGUAUGACGCUUGCGAACUGGAGCCCUGCUUUAACAAUGCCUCGUGUAUAACGUCCCCAAACAAGCAUGACUUUACUUGCAACUGCCAGACGGGCUUCACGGGGACCCAUUGCGAGGUUAACAUUGACGAUUGCGUGGGGGUUAGGUGUCAGUCGGGGCAGGUUUGCGUCGAUUUGGUUAAUCAUUAUGAGUGCAGGUGCCCGGUGGGGUACACAGGAGACAACUGUACGCUGGACGCAGAUCCGUGCUCUAAGGAGCCUUGCCUGAAUGGCGGGAUUUGCGAAAUGAUGACGGAUCACACACACGGGUUUGUGUGUCUGUGCCCGAACAAUUUCACGGGUGACAGGUGUCAUAUGGAUGUUGACGAGUGUCAGGAUCGACCAGGGAUUUGUAAUGAGGGUAUUUGUCAGAAUACCGUGGGUAGUUUUCAGUGUUAUUGUCGUCCGGGGUAUACAGGGGAACGGUGUAAUUUGGAUUUUGACGAGUGUUUGUCCAUGCCGUGUCAAAAUGAUGCUACUUGUUUAAAUAAAAUCAAUAACUAUGAAUGUGUGUGUCCACCGGGGUACGAAGGCAAGGAUUGCUCCUUUAACAUAAAUGAAUGCGAACCUAUGCCUUGCACGUCUGGGUCUACCUGCAUCGACGGGAUUAACCAGUUCACUUGUAUUUGUCUACCGGGACUCACUGGGAAGAUUUGUGAUAUUAACAUCGACGAUUGUGCGUCAUCGCCAUGUUUAAAUGGUGCCGAGUGCAUUGAUGGCCUGAAUAGCUACACCUGUAAUUGUACAGAUACGGGCUAUAUGGGAAUACACUGUGAGAUGAAUAUCGACGAUUGUGUGGGGAGUCCGUGUGAAAAUGGCGCCGACUGUGUGGAUCUUGUCAAGGAUUACCAGUGUACUUGUUAUCCAGGAUAUGCAGGCAAAAACUGCGAACAAGACAUCAACGAAUGCGACAGCAGCCCCUGCAAGUACAACGGCACCUGCCUCGAGCGCUCCAACACCACCCUCUACCAACCCGGCGUCACCGACCGCAACCUCCCCCACAUCUUCAGCACGCCGUUCACCUACGACUUAGCCUCCGGCUACGAGUGCCUCUGCGUCGAGGGCGUCACCGGCGAGAACUGCGAGAUCGACAUCAACGAGUGCGAGAGCUCCCCCUGCUUCCAAGGAACCUGCGUCGACAAAAUCGGCGGCUACCAGUGCGACUGCGACGAGGGCUUCGAGGGCGAGCGCUGCGACAUCGACAUCGACGAGUGCGAACGCUACCGCCCGUGCAUCCACGGCAAAUGCGUGGACAAACGAGCGUCGUACUACUGCGACUGCGACUCGAACUACGGCGGCAAGAACUGCUCGGUGGAGCUCACCGGCUGCGAGGACAACCCGUGCUUGAACAACGGCACGUGUAAGCCGUACUUAAUAAACGAGAACAUACACAGGUUCAACUGUUCGUGUCCUCACGGCUUCCACGGACACACGUGUGAGAAAAUAACGACGAUGUCGUUGAACGGGAAGUCGUUGAUUACGAUUAAUAAUACGGCGAGGGAGGAGGGGUAUGAUAUCCAGUUCCGGUUUAAGACGACUUUAGGGGAUGGGUUGUUGGCGUUAGGGAAGGGUUUGACGUACUACAUUCUCGAGUUGUCCAAAGGGAGGCUGAAUUUACACUCGAGUCUGUUGAAUAAGUGGGAGGGGGUGUUUAUAGGGUCGAACUUGAACGAUAGUAAUUGGCAGAGGGUUUUUGUCGCAAUUAACUCGACACACUUAGUUUUGUCGGCAAAUGACGAGCAAACUAUUUAUCCGAUUAGUUUCAACGAAAUUUCGAACGGUACGACGUACACCAGUUUCCCGGAGACGUACAUCGGGGGGUCCCCCAACAACCUGAAGAAGUUGACACAUGGGUCACCGUUAGUAGGUUGCGCUGAAGACAUACUAAUCAACGGGGAGUGGAUUUUGCCGCAGGAUCAAGACGUGAGUACCGUCAAAUACGAGCACGUCGAAGUAAGCUGUCAACGACAAGAGCAGUGUAAACCUAAUCCGUGCCACUCAGGGGGUCACUGCACGGAUUUGUGGCUAGAUUUUCGCUGCACUUGUGGCAGACCAUACCUAGGACACACCUGUCAAUACAAUUACACAGCUGCCACUUUCGGGUACGAAAAUAUAACCAAUUCGUUGGUUAUGGUUUAUGUUGACAGCGCCGCCAAGCGGGCCGUGCGUACAAUAGUCGAUAUAAGUAUGUUUAUUCGGACUAGGCAACCCGUCGGACAAAUUUUCUAUCUCGGGACUUCACCCAAAAGCAAAAAUCCGGCAGACGAGACUUAUAUUGCCGCAGAAUUGGGCAGUGGGGAGUUGUUGGUGAGGAUACAGUUCAAUGGGACACCUGAAGCGUAUACAGUGGGUGGGGUGAAGUUGGACAAUGGGUUUGAUCACUUAAUUGAGGUUAUCAGGAAUGUUACUUUGGUUCAAGUUAAAUUGAACGGGACGGAAUAUUUUCGGAAGACUAUAUCGGCUACAGGGACUCUGGAUGCUCAAGUUUUGUUUCUGGGAGGGCCGCCACAGACCAGACCAGUGCGACAAGCCAAUGAUAAUUUUGCUAAUAUUGACCCUAUUACUCCGACUACGUCUGCCGUUACGGCGACGUCGCAGAGUAAUGUUCACUUUAAGGGGAUUAUUCAGGAUGUGCAGAUAAACAACGGCUCCUCCACCAUGAUCGUCGAAUUCUUCCCCCUCCAAGCCGACGAGGUCGAAAUCCCGCCAUCCUUCGGCGAAGUCAUCUUCGACAAACAAACCGUCCUCGAGGGCGUCCGCUCCGACGACUCCUGCAAGAUCAACCCCUGCCUCCACAACGGCGUCUGCGAGAACACCUGGAACGACUACCGCUGCAUUUGCACGCGCGGCUUCAAGGGCAAAGACUGCUCCGACCUCGAAUUCUGCGAAAUCGAGAAGUGCCCGCCGAACUCGGUGUGUCGCAACCUGGAGGACGGCUCCGAGUGCGUCGCCAACGCCACCUUCGACGGAAAAACCGCUCCAUUACAGUACCACCGAGUCGUCUGGCCCAACUCCACCAAGUCCAUCACCUACGACACCAUAGAACUCACGUACCGCACCAGGUCCUGGGGGACGGUGUUCUUCGCGAAGUACGAGGACGACUACUUCGCGAUUUUCAUCUAUCACAACGAGGUGGUGGUGGAGUGGAGGAUUCGCAAGAGCGCGGAUAGCAGGAGGUUUAGGAGGGAUCAUUUCGAGGGGCAGUGGUUGACGUUGUGGUUUGAGUAUAAGAAUUCGGUGUUGAAGGGAGGGUUUAAGGAUAGGGUGAUGGAUGAGAGUCCGGAUGUGAAGGUGGUUAACUUUGAUAUUGAUGGGUUUACGGAGAUUUUGAAGAGUGGGAGGGUGUAUGUGGGGGGGAGCGAUGGGAUGUUUGAUUAUCAGGGGAUUAUUGAUAGUUCGGAUUCGAAUAUGACAGGGUAUAUUCCGGUGGGGGACACCACGACGACUGUGUCUAUUACGAGUAAUUCGUUGGAGGUUAGUGACGAGACGUCGGAUGUGCUUUUGCAUAAGGUUGACCAGAAUAAGAAGACUGACAGUUUUAAGGGAUGUUUAAACGAAAUCAGAAUCGGCGGCCUCUUGCUCCCGUUCUUCACAACCGACGAACUCUCGCUCAAAAACCACUACUUCGAGCUCGACUCCAGCAUAAAACCCGAAAUCGGCUGCAUCCUGUGCUACCCCAGCGACUGCUUCAACGACGGCGUCUGCAUCCACCCCAACGACACCUACAAGUGCAACUGCACCAAAGGCUACACCGCCGACGACUGCUCCGUAGACAUCAACGAAUGCGAGAACAACAAAUGCGAAAACAACGCCACGUGCAUCGACCUGAUUGGCGAAUACGAUUGCAAGUGCGAACCCGGAUUUGACGGAAUAUAUUGCGAACACGACAUCGACGAGUGUCUGAGUAACCCGUGCCGUCAUGGCGGGACUUGUAACAAUGGAAUCGGGACGUUUAAGUGUGAGUGUCCCGAAGGGUACGCCGGAAAGCAGUGUGAAGCCCCGAUUCUCAUCACCUGUGACAACAAACCGUGCAAAGAGGGCGCCACUUGUUUGACUGGACCCAAUGAAACGACCGGGAAUAACUUCACAUGUUUCUGCACCGACGGUAUGGAGGGUCCACUUUGCGAUACGCCAUUUUGUUUACGUCAGCACUGCGAACACGGCAGUUGCAAUACAACCAAUGAAAAGCCGUAUUGUCACUGCGUGAGGGGCUACGACGGGAAAUUCUGUGAGAGGGACAUCGACGAUUGCGAUACACCGACCGGAAACCCGUGCCAGAACGGCGGGGUUUGCAUGGACGGGAUCAACCGGUACGACUGCAACUGCAGCGGUACCGGGUACUACGGUCUCCUGUGUGAGAUGGACAUCAACGAGUGUCAGAAUAGCGAAAACCCGUGCGGUUCCCAAGGGAAGUGCGAAAAUCUGCCUGGAACGUACCGGUGUUCAUGCGACGAUAAAAAUAAGUGUGGGCACUUUUGCGAGCUGGACAACCCUUGCGAGCACGUCAAGCCAUGCGUGGAGGGGGUUUGUGUCCCGUUGUGCACGGACAAGGCGGAUUAUAUUUGUCAGUGUAAGGAUAAUUACACUGGGAAGAAUUGCAACGAGUAUAAGGUCAGUGGUGCACAGAGGUCCGAACAUUGUCUACAACUUGGUUUUCAGGUGGCCGCUAGUCAGAUGGACCACGUCAACGUUCUCUACAUCGUGAUACCAAUCGUUUUGAUUUUAAGCGUCGGUAUCGCGAUAGGUUUGGCCGUUUUGGUCAACAUAGCGCGGAGUAAACGUGCCACCAGAGGCACGUACAGUCCGAGUGCUCAGGAAUUUUGCAACCCUCGAGUGGAAUUGGACCACGUGUUGAAACCGCCACCUGAAGAAAGGCUCAUCUAAGAUAAGCUCAGUAAUUGUGAUUUUUUACCUUUGUUUUUUUUUAAGGCAAGUUUCGAUUUUUUACGUCGUUACGUUCCACUUUGUUGUACCAUCGUGUAAGUUUUAAAGUAUUAGUAAGUAGUGGCACUAAGUACUUAAUUUAGUAUUUAUUAAUGUAGAUAAUUUGUUGUUCACUCGUUUAACAAUUAAUACUCUUUUAAAUGAUUCAUGACGACGCCGCGUUUCUAAUAACUAAGGGACCAGAGUGCUUGGAAACGACUGUAUAUCACCGCAAUAAGACCGUAACCGUCCAAUUUAGUUUGUGAUAAAUCAGUAAUGUAUUUAUUAGAAACUAGUAGAACAAGGAUAAGAAAUUGUAGACCAAAGUUUGUAUAUAUUUUUUUAUCUAUAUAGUUUUUCUACAUUUUAUUUGGUGUACUCUUAAGAAGUAUUGACAGCUCGAAUUUGUAAUUAUUUGUAACGCUAAAUGAAUAAAAUUCGAAUAAUUUUUAA
Zophobas morio is the source of this 7274-nucleotide messenger RNA. It is a transcript of the gene crb, whose product is annotated as crumbs. Lineage: Eukaryota; Metazoa; Arthropoda; Insecta; Coleoptera; Tenebrionidae. The coding region runs from base 150 to 6782 and encodes 2210 amino acids. The transcript is spliced from 15 exons. Gene Ontology annotation, molecular function: calcium ion binding. The record is from RefSeq and is a predicted model, not a curated record.